Messenger RNA from Aquila chrysaetos chrysaetos, 775 nucleotides. RefSeq names its product telomerase RNA component interacting RNase (gene TRIR). Lineage: Eukaryota; Metazoa; Chordata; Aves; Accipitriformes; Accipitridae. Gene Ontology annotation, molecular function: 3'-5' exonuclease activity; 5'-3' exonuclease activity. The record is from RefSeq and is a predicted model, not a curated record. The transcript has 3 exons. Bases 43 to 465 code for a protein of 140 amino acids.
CUUCCCGGCGUUCCCCGCGGCGCGGCGUUAGCGGCGGACAAGAUGGAGGCGCACGGCGAGGAGGGGGAGGCCCCGUCGCCGCCGCCCGGGCCCGGCGGCGGCGUGAACGUCUUCGCCAACGACGGCAGCUUCCUGGAGCUCUUCAAGCGGAAGAUGGAGGCGGAGCAGCAGCGGGAGCGUGAGGCGGCGGCGGCGGCCGCGGAGGCCCCCGGCGGUGCCGGGCCCGGCCCGCACCGCCCGUCCGACGGCUCGAAGAGGAGCGGCGGCGCCCUCAGCUUCGUGGGCAGGCGGCGAGGGGGGAACAAGCUGGCCCUGAAGACGGGAGUGGUGGCCAAGAAGCAAAAGACGGAUGAGGAGGUGUUGACGAGUAAAGGCGACGCCUGGGCCAAGUACAUGGCGGAGGUGAAAAAGUACAAGGCGCAUCAGUGCAGCGACGACGACAAAACCCGGCCCCUGGUGAAAUAGCGCCCGCGCCCGGACUCGCCCCUGUAUAUACUUAUUUAAGGGCAGGGGAGGCGCCGGCCCCGCCCCUUUUAUAUCUAUAAAUACCGAUCGUGCGCCCGGGGCCGCCGCUCCCGCCCCGCCGGCAACCAGGACUUGACGCCGGCUGGCAAACUGCUGCCGCUGCCGCCUGCUGGGACCCGUCGCCACUCCUCCCCCCACCCGGCCCCUGUGUGGGGGGGUGGUUUUGGGGUAGAAAGCGGAGAAACGGGGAGGGGAGAGGCGGGAGCGGGGGGGCCGCUGUCGCAGCAUUAAAGACCUCGGAGAUUUCGGA